Molecule: messenger RNA, 5013 nt
Organism: Dicentrarchus labrax (European seabass)
Lineage: Eukaryota; Metazoa; Chordata; Actinopteri; Moronidae
Gene: ankef1a
Product: ankyrin repeat and EF-hand domain containing 1a
Exons: 9
Coding region: 2500-4611 (703 amino acids)
Molecular function (GO): protein binding
Source: RefSeq, a predicted model, not a curated record
CUUUUUUGGCUUUUGCAAAUACACACAGCUGGGUCGACUUUUGUUCCUGGCUCCUACUUAAACCCCUCUCAUCUCUUGACUUCAGUAGGUUAAUUUUAGCUGAAGACUUCAAGGAGGUAGUUGAAAAGAAUCCAUUUCUUAUGCUGCGCUUCAGUGACACCUUGUGUUCAGUAUCAUUACCCUCCUGGCUUUGAUGCUGCUACUGAAGAAGACUUUAAGGAGUUCCUUGAAGGAAGGCGUAUCACUUGUCUUCCAUUCUUUGCACAUUCAUUACUCAUCAAUGGGAAUUACAUGUCUCUUUAUAAGCCCAUCUGCACUCAAUAGCUGCCAUUCCACUGUCACUCACACAAUCAAAACUGUGUAAGUUGAUCUAUGCACUGGCGGUCAAGGGCAAAGAACCGGUAACUCUACCUCGGCUGCUUGAGGAUGUAAGGAUGCAUGAUAAGAAGGGACGUACUCAGUGUACACAGUGUUUAUGUGGGGAGUUUUGUGUGGAAGACCAGCAAUCACUCUGUGGAACAAACAGGGGUCCAAGUGAACAAUGAAGAAAAGUGAAUGCAGUGCUGUCAGAAAUAAUCUGAACUGGAUUAUACAACACAAGUGGGAUUUCUGUGACACCUGAGUGUUGCUAAAAUGUGACGUUUAGGGGAAAAUACAUGGCUUGUGUAAAGUAAAGUAAGCCUAUUAUUUUAUGUUUAUUCAGUUUAAUUUUUCAAAGUGUAUUUAUGUUGUUGUAGUUAAACUAAAAUAAGUCAAACUAAAAUACACUUUACAGUAAUGUAGCCUACAUAUUUCCUUGCUGCAGUCGUAUUUGGGGCUGUAAUCUUCAUAUUACCGAGCUCAUCACCUGCACUUGAAGGCAGCAUCAGACAACACCGAAGAACUAAACGUCCUUCCCGGGAUUUUCACGCGUUCCGUUGCCAUGGAGCUGAGUUUGUUUCUUUCUGCCGGUUUACACAAAGUGAGAGGUUGUGCUUUAAAAUAAAGUGGAGAAACCCGGCGUAGGUGUAACUGUCCUCGCUGUCCAGACGCACAGUGGGUACGUGGAGAACAAGGAACAAAGACUUUAAUGGACUUUUAAGGACUUUUUCCAGCACGGUAAGAAGCGCGUGCCCAACAAGGAACCAGGGUGGCUAGCUAACAUUAACAUUAUCCCUGCAGCCUCAGUGUGCAGGUGGGUGUGAUGGUUACUGAAGCUCUGUCUAUAAUGCCUUUUAUUUUACUGUGUAUACCGCCAAAUGUUUUAGUUACAGCGUUCGUUUGUCUUUUUUUUUAAUAAAUGUGUGAUAUUUAGUAACGUUAGAGGGUCAAAAGGUCAGUAGCUGUGAAAAGUCAUGCGCAUUUAGACUCACUUUGUGAUUUAGCUGCAGUUCUACCUUACCUAACGUUAUAGGAGUUAAAGUAACGUAACGGAGUGACCUAACGUUAGCUGACCGAAAAUUUGCUACACUAAGUUACUUCUUAGCAGUCCUUCCAGAAAAAUGCGUUUUUUUGUGAUUGUUGCGGGCAAAAAUCCUUGAUUAUGCGGCACAUUGUCUUAACAAAUGCGAUGGAAUAUGCGGGAUGUUUAUGCGGGAUAUUUAUUAUUAUUAUUAUUAUAUUAUAUUUACAGAAAGUGCUGGGAAUAUUUAAGUUCUCAUCUUGUUUUAUUUCAGACCUUAAUAAACACAUGGCUCAAACUUACAAAACAUUGAUGAGUCAAACAAGUUCUGUAGCUUUACAAAAGGAAUGUGCUACAACUUCUGUAACAAUGAAUAAAUAAAAUAUGAGACUGAUUUGCGGGCUUCAUUGCGGGGUUUGCAGCUUUUCGAUGAUGUUCACGUCGCGUAAUUACGUCACUUCAUAACGUUCCCAUGGCAACAGCGGAAAAUGGCUGCUCUUGUGUGAAGUAAACGCAACAUUUUCCAACUUUCUGCUAAGAUAUAUGUGACUUUUUUGCAACGAAAAUGCGGGGAUUAUGAAAUCAUGCAAGCCCCGCAUAUUUUGCGCGGAAAUCGGCAAUUUAUGCGGUGAAAGUGCGGCGUAGGCUAUUUGAAAAAAUGCGGCCCCCGCAUAAAUAUGCGGACUUCGGCUGAUUAUGCAUUGAAUUAUGCGAUCGCAUAAUCGCGUUUUUCAGGAGGGAAUGUCUUAGAGAGGAAAGUCACCGAAUGUCAACAAUGGUCAAGUUAAAUUGAGGUCAAACUGGAUUUCCCGUGAAAAUGCACUGCUUACCAAAACAAAGCAGGGGGCUGCUCACUAUAAUGGCUCCACAGACUGUUGCUAACAACAUAUGUGCUCUGAGAUUUGACAUGGUUGAGUGAUUUCAACUAUACAAUACUUAAGUAAAAACCAAGCCUAAACCUGAAUGAAAUAGUUUAUUUAAUUAUUUCUUAUUUCUUUAAAAAUAGCUACACAGUGGCUUCUGGCGUUGGUCAUUAGCGUGUAUACCUGCGUAUUUGUCAGGAAGUUGUGUCUCCCUUUUUCUUUUCUUUUUUCCAGCAGCCCCUGUCUGACCCCGUAAUGAGUGGCAGAGUAGCAGAGGGCCGCCUGCAGGUCCUUCAGAUCUACCGUCUGCUGCAGUGCGUCCAUGAAGGGGAUAAGGGGCAGAUAGAGAAGAUGGUAAACCUCGGGGUUGAAAACCUCAUCAAUCUCACCGAGCCACAAGACGGCACAGGGGUGCUACAUGUGGCGGUUUCAGCCAACAAUCAGGACCUGGUCAGCUUCCUUCUCUCCCAGGGAGCACACCCUGACAUCCAGGACAAGAAGGGUCGCACCGCAGCCAUGUUAGCCGCUGAGCAGGGCAAUGAUGCCAUAGUAGCACUGCUGACCCAGAGCAAUGCUAACCUGAGGCUACAAGACACCGAGGGCAAAGGUGUAUUGUUUUACUGUAACUACCCCACCAAGCGCCACACCCACUGCCUGCAGGUGGCGCUGAAGUGCCACGCAGAUGCCAACAAUGUGUCAGCUCAGGGGAAUCAUGUUUUCCAGUUGAUGUGUGAAAAAGCCCAGGAGUGCACCCCACUAUGUCUCAUCAUGCUGGGUGGAGGGGCAGACCCUAAUGCAACAAAUCAGAAAACCGGCGUCACAGCGUUAAUGGAGGCAGCCAAGGUCGGAUCCCUGCAGCUUGUUCAAACCAUUCUCAAGAAAGGGGGAAACCCUAACGCCCUGGACAAAAAACGCCUCACAGCAGUACACUAUGCCGCAAUGGGGGGCUUUUUUGAGGUGCUUCAGGUGUUGUCUGCAUACUCAGCAGACAUGGGUGUGAUCAACAUGGAUGACUGCACACCCCUACACUACGCUGCUGCCACGGGCAACGCUAACUGCUGCAAGUUCCUGGCACAAAGAGGUUGUAACCCCAAACUGAAGAACCAGGAAGGUUUUCUGCCACGUCAGAUUGCCAAAGACGCUGGUCAUAAAGCAGCAGCCAAGGAGCUAAGGAAAGCCGAGAGGCAACAGGGAAAAGGCAAGAAAUCCAGCGGGGGCGGCCUCAUGUCAGACCUUUGGGUCCUGACACUCCACGACUGGUCUUACGAGUAUGAGACUGAAUUACGGCAAGCCUUUGGGAACAAAUCAGACACAGUUACCACUGAGAUGUUUAUUUCAGUGUUAGAAGAACUAAAAGCUCCAGUCGAGCUAGACCAGCUCCAUACAGUCAUCUUAGCCCAUGACAAGGGAAGAGAGGGCUGUAUCAACAUUAAUGAUUUCAUCAAAGGUGUCAAGUACAUCAAGAAACCAUUCCUCCUCUCCUCUUAUAUGCCUAAAAAGAAAAAGGGAGAAAAGGGAGGAAAAGGAGGGAAGAAGAAAGGUAAAUUUGUCCUCCCCAUGCCCAUUUGCACCCUCCCGCCUGAGCUUAUGCCCCGGCGACCAGACGGAGGCCCACCCCACUUCAUGAUUGAGACAUACUACAACUGUUCAGACAUCCGUCGUUUCGACCGUGAUCACCCACCAGAACAUCCCAUAAUGAAUGACUCAGGAUGGUACCUUGAAAAGCCAGACAAGGUCUACGUCAAUAUCAACUACUGUGUGAAAAGUGGAGACCUGGAGACUCUGGACCUCGCUUUCAGUCAGGGGGUUCCUGUAGAUGUUAGAGAUCAGUUUUACAAGACCCCGCUGAUGGCGGCCUGCUCCAGUGGCAACUAUGAGGUGGCUCAGUACCUCCUCAGUCGGGGGGCGGAUGUGAAUGUGUGUGACCAGUUCUUCUGGACGCCACUGCACCAUGCAGCUCACGCUGGCCAAGUUGAACUUAUUGAACUUCUGGUGGAAGCCGGGGCCACCAUAGAUGCCCAAGCCCUCAGUGGAGGCACGCCCCUCAUGAGGGCCAUUGAGAGCUCUCGACCGUCCUGUGUGGACUUCCUCAUCAAGGCGGGUGCUAAUGUCAAUGCAGAGAACAAGAAAGAACAAAACUGCCUCGACAUCGCCAGAGCUUUUGCAGACUCCAGAAUAAUCGACUUGGUCAAAGACAAGAUGGAUUCUCUGCCUAAACCAAAGGAAAAUGCAAAGGGAAAGGGGGGCAAAACUCAAAAGCCUAAACCUGCUAAAGGAAAGAGGCACAGGACCUUUAGUGCCAGCCCAGCCUGCACCACAGACAGGCAAGAGAGUCACAGCAGCAGCAGGUUAGAAAAGCGGAUGUAAACAUCUGGAUGUGCACUAUCUACAGGCAAGAAAAGAAAUAACUUUUGCCAUAUAACUGCAGUUUUUUGUAAAGAAAAAAAGCUUAAUGUUUUGUCCAGCUGAUCAGUGAGUAUCUGUAUCACUGAUACAACCUACACCCUAACCAAGCUUAUCGUUAAUGUUUACAUUUUGUUUUAAAUUCACAGUUACCAUUUAGUUGGUGCUUUUCAUGGCCUUAACAACUGCAAUUUCAGCUUGGACCUCCCUUACACUUCCAUUUUGUGACCUAAAUAUUUGUUUAUUUAUUAUAUGUCUGCUGUCUUUAAAGUGUGUUCACUACCCUCUCUCUCUCUCUGACUGAACUGAAUCUGUCACUUAGACCUUUAAUUUGUAGCAACUGCUUGGAUAGAACAAUGCAAAUCU